Notechis scutatus (mainland tiger snake) is the source of this 828-nucleotide messenger RNA. Lineage: Eukaryota; Metazoa; Chordata; Lepidosauria; Squamata; Elapidae. The record is from RefSeq and is a predicted model, not a curated record.
CUUUCCUUCUCUCUUUCAGUCCUUUCGUGGAUCCUCCUGGAAGCAGGUUCACAGGCAGAUUCAUCUCUACCACCACCCAGGCUGUCCUCGCCUCUUCCACACAACUUUAUUAUUAAAGGAGAAGAGAUUCCCUUGAAUUGCUCCCUCCCCAAGGGGGUCGAAUCAGGGAAUGCCAAGGGAUCUCGUAGAAUAAGGUUCUAUUUCUACUGUAGGGAUCAAUUCUAUGAAAUAAUUGAAGAUGAGCAUCUCUCUAACAAUACCUUCAACGUCAGGACUAAAUAUCUGAGCUCUGGCCAAAUAAAGAUAAUAUGUAUAUGCAAAUUCAAGGAAGAACAUCGGAGACACCCUUAUUCUCCCGAAAGUAACCAGCUGGUCUUCUCAGUGGUUGAUGUCCUCCCUUCCCCUCUGCUGAAAGUGGAUCCGUUGUCCCAGAGGGUGAAGGAAGGUGACCCCUUGGUCUUCCUCUGCUCAAUGGAAGGAGGAGACCGAGAGAAGAAGUUCCACUUCUACAAGGAUGGGGUGGAGAUCACCUCCAGUGAAGAAGAUCUUCUUGAACCCUCCACUGAGCCCACAAACCCUCUUCAAAAUGCCUCUCUGAGAAUCCCUCAUGCCUCGAUCAACCACAGUGGGGAAUUUUCUUGCAGUUAUGAAGAGAAGAGAAGCAACCAAUGGAUCAUGUCUCCUUUGAGCCAGGGGAAGAACGUCACAGUUGAGCCAGUUUCGACACAAGAUUCAGGUAUUUGGAGAUAUUCCCGGGCGGCCAUUACUAUGAUAAUCCUGCUGGUUCCAUUUGCCUUGUAUUGCUGGACAAAGAAAUGCAGUAAGUGA